AUGAAGAAUUAUCCAUAUCGUCUACAACUUUAUGAUCAAAUGGAUUCUAUCAAAAUUCAUCAUUCCAUAAAAAAAUGUUCAAUUGUGUCUGCUAAAGAUGAAAGUGAUAUUGGCGAAUUUGCUCGUUUGUCUCGAUGUUUUCCAAAAAUUCAACAUCUCAUAAUGCAAUGGCCACGUUCAAUUUCCCCACCUCAAUUUCAAGGCAUUGCUCAACCACUUAUGCAUUGUAGGUUUCUUGCGACGUGUUCAACAACAUCAGGAGGACUUUUUUCACGCAUGUUACCAUUUUUACCAAAACUUCGUGUGAUAGAAUUAUGGGGUGGCAUCGAUCAAUUAACAGCUUUGGCUACAUUUCAAUCGUCCACACUCGUUCGUCUGAAUGUUUUCAGUUGGAUUGAUGCGAGUAUCGAUUUUUUGGAUGAAACUUACUUUCCAUCGCUACAGUUCUUAUUCAUCAUUCUUUUCAACGAAGCGGCUAGCGAUGAAAUUUUACGUAUAGAACGAACAAUAGAACAAAGUUUUACUCAUUUGCCAAAUUUAAUCAGUCUUCAUUAUUAUAGUUUCAAGACAAAUUAUGAUUUCACUCACAUCAGUAAACCAAAUCAAUACUCGUCCUUUUAUAGUGUUCAUAUAGAAAACAAUCGAAUAAUUGUUUGGAAAUAA
This is a messenger RNA of Rotaria socialis, 663 nucleotides long. NCBI's taxonomy places the organism in Eukaryota, Metazoa, Rotifera, Eurotatoria, Philodinida, Philodinidae. The record is from the annotation of a GenBank genome assembly.